Boleophthalmus pectinirostris (great blue-spotted mudskipper) is the source of this 4402-nucleotide messenger RNA. RefSeq names its product diacylglycerol kinase zeta-like. The transcript has 34 exons. Gene Ontology annotation, molecular function: protein binding; ATP-dependent diacylglycerol kinase activity. Bases 279 to 3221 code for a protein of 980 amino acids. Gene Ontology annotation, biological process: regulation of synaptic transmission, glutamatergic; lipid phosphorylation; intracellular signal transduction. Gene Ontology annotation, cellular component: nucleus. Lineage: Eukaryota; Metazoa; Chordata; Actinopteri; Gobiiformes; Gobiidae. The record is from RefSeq and is a predicted model, not a curated record.
CAGAGAACUCCCUGAUAAUUUCCUGCAACAUUUUCGUCUGAACACGAGCCAAACGAGGACACUACUUGGACUGUCCCGUCUUUUCUUACAGUUAUUCUUUAGUGUUAUAGUAGAGUGAGUGUCAGGACGGGACAUUGCGCCUCCACCUGCUGGGACAAGACCGGAGCGUGCGUUACAGGCGCCAUAUGGAUGGGGCUGGUCAUUUCUGAGCGCACCACUCUAGAGGCGCGGGGCUGCCGCUUGGCUGAAGCCGCGGAGAGGACACGGAGGGCGCAGGGAUGAUGAGGGACUCCGGUGCACCGGCUGUGGAGCGGCUCGGGCUGGAGGACGUGGCCGAGGAGGAAGACGCACUGACCGCGGAGAGCACGUCCAUGAGCGCCCUGGAGCCCGGAAGCUGCUGUCAGGUGGAAAGUAGCGCGGAGAUGAGCAGAGAGUGGGAGGAUCGGCACAAACCUGGCGGCCCUCUGUCCCAAACUGAGGCAGAGUUUAUUCACUUCAGGAAGCAGUCGUCUUACAGGAAAGCCAUAGCCAAGUCAGGCCUCCGGCAGCUGCCCUCUGACCCCUGCACCUCGUCCCUGGGCAGAAUGGAGCCUGAGCCGCACCUCCGCACUGCUGUGGACUGGAGCGAGGGGGCGGUGUAUGGGGAGCACAUGUGGUUUGAGACCAACGUGUCCGGAGACUCCUGCUACGUGGGAGAGCAGGACUGUGUGGCCCGGGCACUGCAGAAAUCAUCAAGUCGAAGGAAGUGCGCGGCCUGUAAGAUAGUAGCUCACACCGUCUGCAUUGAACAGUUGGAGAAGUUUCCCACUUCCAGAGCCAUGCUGUUGGAUUCCAUUCUCCCACUCAAUGACCCCAGUUUUAGAAUUAAUUUUAGGUGCAAACCGUCUUUCCGCGAAGGAGGGCCAAGGAAUCACAGAGAGCCUCUGGUGGUCCGCCAUCACUGGGUCCACCGUAGGAGACAAGAGGGCAAGUGUAAGCAGUGUGGGAGGGGCUUCCAGCAAAAAUUCACCUUCCACAGCAAAGACAUAGUGGCCAUCAGCUGCUCCUGGUGCAAACAGGCUUACCACAAUAAAGUGUCCUGCUUCAUGCUCCAGCACAUAGAGGAGCCGUGCCCAAUAGGAGCCCACGCCGCGCUUAUAGUCCCUCCCACCUGGAUCGUUCGAGUCCGCCGGCAUCAGUCUUCAGUGAAAAACAGUAAGAAGAACAAGCGAGCGUCGUUUAAAAGGAGGAGCAGCAAGAGGGCGUCUGAGGAGGGCCGACCGUGGAAGCCAUUUCUGAUCCGACCUGUUCCCUCUCCUCUUAUGAAACCUCUGCUAGUUUUUGUCAACCCAAAGAGCGGAGGAAACCAGGGCACAAAGAUCAUGCAGUCGAUGAUGUGGUACCUGAACCCCAGACAAGUGUUUGACCUCAGCAACGGAGGGCCCAAGGAGGGGCUGGAAUUGUACCGCAAAGUGCCAAACCUGAGGAUCCUGGCCUGUGGAGGCGACGGCACAGUUGGCUGGAUCCUGUCAUGUCUUGAAGACCUCUCGUUCAACCCUCAGCCCCCCGUUGCCGUGUUACCCUUAGGAACAGGGAACGACCUGGCCCGGACUCUCAACUGGGGCGCGGGCUACACAGAUGAGCCUCUGUCGAAGAUCCUGUCCCAUGUGGAGGACGGGGACGCGGUGCAGUUGGACCGGUGGAACCUGCGCGUCGAGCCCAACCACAGCGUUCCCACAGACUCGGACGAGCAACAGACCGAUAAGCUCCCUCUAGAUGUCUUCAACAACUACUUCAGUCUUGGUUUCGACGCCCAUGUCACACUGGGGUUUCAUGAGUCCAGAGAAGCAAAUCCGGAGAAGUUCAACAGCCGCUUCAAGAACAAGAUGUUUUAUGCUGGGACCGCCUUCUCCGACUUUUUAUCGGGGAGCUCCAAGGAUCUCUCCAAGCACAUCCAAGUGGUGUGCGAUGGAACCGAUCUGACAGCCAAAGUGCAGGAGCUGAAGCUGCAGUGUUUGGUCUUCCUCAACAUCCCCAGAUACUGUGCUGGGACGACUCCGUGGGGGAACCCUGGGGAGCACCAUGACUUUGAGCCUCAGAGACAUGACGAUGGAUACAUAGAAGUGAUCGGCUUCACCAUGACAUCACUGGCGGCGCUGCAGGUCGGGGGUCACGGAGAGAGACUGCACCAGUGUCGAGAAGUUACCCUCACCACCAACAAGGCCCUGCCCGUUCAGGUGGACGGUGAGCCGUGCAAACUGUGCCCAGCCGUCAUCCACAUCAGUCUGAGAAACCAGGCCAACAUGCUGCAGAAAACCAAGAGACGCACCUCGGCACUACACCUCAACGACCAGCAGGCGGUCCCGGAGAGGCUGAGGGUGCGGGUGAAUCGGGUGGGCAUGGCGGACUACGAGACCCUGCAUUAUGAUAAAGAGCGACUUCGGCAAUCUUCCAUCCCCCUGGGACUGAUCGUGGUGCCGGGUGACAGCGACUUGGAGACGUGCCGAGAACACAUCCAGCGCCUGCAGGAGGAAGAAGCCAAGACCGUCUCCUCACAGCGCCUAUCUCCAAAGUGGUGUUUCCUUGACUCCACGACUGCAGACCGCUUUUACCGGAUAGAUCGAGCUCAGGAGCACCUGAACUACAUCCUGGAGCUCUCCCACGAGGAGAUCUUCAUCCUGGACCCGGAGCUGGUCGUCAUGGCGACGGUGGGCACGGACCCGUCAGACACGCUUGACCCGGCCGACUCGGGGAGCAGCAUACCAAAGCAGAGGAACCAAGGAGACGAGGAGAGGAGGGGCGAGGAAAGCAUGGAUACCCACACUGGAAAAGAAAUAUUUGAAUGUGUAAAGAAAAUGGAUUUGAAAAUGCUUCAGGAGCUGCACUCAAAGGGGGCGGACCUCACCAUACUGGACCAAUCAGGAUGCAGUAUUUUGCACCACGCUGUCAGCACAGGAAGUAAAGAGAUGGUCAGCUACAUUGUGAAAAAUGUUCCAGACCUACUGGAUGUGGCAGAUACAGUACUAGGAGAGACGGCCCUGCACCGUGCCGCCGCUCUGGGUCAGAGAACCAUCUGUGGAUACCUGGUGGACGCGGGGGCGGAGCUUAUGAAGGUGGACGCUCAGGGGGAGACUGCAAAGAACCGAGCUGAGAAGGCCAAAGAUCUGGAGCUGGCGGCCUGGCUGGACAACAAACAGCAUGCACAGAUGAUCCAGAGGGAGGACCAGGAAACUGCCGUCUGAAACAAUCUGAACCGGUCUCAACAUAAAACAACUGGCACAUACUGGACUGAACGGGACUCGAGUGUUAUGAACUGAAGAAAACUGCUGUCUGAACUGGAAUCAACUGGUCCAGACUGGUUUAAACGGGAAUCAAAAGAACUAUGAACUAGAGUGAACUGCUGUCUAAACUGGAACCAUCUAGUCUGAACCGGAAUGGACUCGUCUGAACUGGUUUGAACCGGAUUGUGCUGCUGUAUGAGCUAGAAUUAACUGGUCUAAACUGGUAUGAACUGGUCUGAACUUGUCUGAACUUGUAUGAACUGAUCUGAACUGGUUUGAACUGGAUUGUGCUGCUGUAUGAGCUAGAAUUAACUGGUCUGAACUUGUAUGAACUUGUAUGAACUGGUCUGAACCAGAUUGUGCUGCUGUAUGAGCAAGAAUUAACCGGUCUAAACUGGAAUUUACUGGAAUGAACUAAACCAGGAUUAUAACUGGACUAAACCAAUAAACCCAUAGACUGAACAGUAUAUUAAAGUCAUUAUUAAAUGUAACUUUGACUAUUUAAAUGUGACCAAAUGUUAAGACUUGAUUUAGUUUUAGUUGAAUGAAAUUGCAUGCUUACUUCUGUACCACAAUGUUAUUUUUUUACUAUAUUCCUGUAUGUUAAAAAAUACAAAGUAGUUCAUAUAGAUGAAGAAAAUAUCUAGUUUUGCGUAAAAUGCCCAAAAGUGCUCUUAUCUGAGGAAAGAGAAUUUGAUUUUGAAUUUUGAUUUGAAUGAUUUCUACACAUAUUCACUCUUCAUUUAGACGCAUAUUUACAUAAAAAAAAAAAAAUUUACUCUUUUUUAAAUAUAUACAAUUAACUGCCUUAAAUUCACGUGAGGGAGCAAAAUCUUUCAUUCUCUCUUGGCUGUUUUAUUCCUUUAAAAGAAUAUAAUUAUUCCAGUGCAUGCUAUUUUACACAAAUUAACUGUGAUUUAAAUAAAUGUUAUAAGCUGAUGAGCAACUGAUUAAUUGUGAAAUGUGAAAAUGUUAAGCCAGUUUAUUUUUCAGCCAGUGAUUUUGUUUUGUGAUUUUGAUCAAUAUACAUUUUUAAUGUACUUCAUAAAAACAUGUGAAGCUUGUUUACCUGGAGCACACACGGCCUGCUCUCCUCUAACAAUAAACCUGUUCUCCUUUUUAAAUAAAAUAUACAAAAACUG